CACCCACUAACAUCUGAGCACACGGUAUAUAAUCCUGUCCGAGCAAAGCGGCCAAUGCCGACCCAGCAGACGAAUCUCUACGAGUGGUUGGAAAAGCUCUCGGAAGAGACCAGUAAAAAUUGCGACUUCUGCAAGUACAAUGAAAUGACUGCUGUUGAUGAAUUUGGAAGAGACGAUAAGAGUGACACGGCGCGGGUGACGAACACUUUCAAAGUGGAGGCGUGGCACAGCAUGGUGGUGACCAAGCACCUGCAUCACCCACUUAACUUCACCAAGGAACUUAUGAGCCAUUUCUUCAAGGCUGCCAUGUCCUGGAUUUACGAAGUGAGCCGUAAGGAUCCUGCCUACAUCUACCCCAACAUAGCAUGGGACACAUUGCAUCAUGCAGGGGCUUCCCAGAUCCACCCACACAUACACAUGAUGGUGGCUCCUGACCACUACUACGGGUACUUUGAACUCAUGCGCUCGGCGGCCCAGAGGUACUACCAGGAGAAGGGUGAGAACUACUUCAAUGCUGUGCUGGAGGUCCAUGCUGCUUUGGGGCUGGUGGUGGAGUAUGGAGAUGCUGUGGCUAUACCUACCAUGACAGGCAAAGCCGAUCUGGAAGUAAUGUUUCUGAGUGAUUAUCCUGGGGAGGAUUUCUACAAUCUCAUUUACCACACAAUUAAUGCUUACCAUGAUACAUUCACGCAGUUUUGCAAAAGUUUUGUGGGUGCUUGGCCUGCUCUUGGAACCACAGAGGCGGCUUCCAGGGGCAGAAUGCCUACCGUGGCAAGACUCAUUUCCAGAGGAGACUGCACCUCCCUCAGAACAGAUUUCAGCUCAUAUGAGAUCUUCCAGAUUGUGUACAGAACACAUGACCCUUGGCAAAUUGUAGCAGCAAUCAAAAAAGCUAUUAAGAAAAAUGGUGGUAAUUAAGUUAUCAAAUAGGUUAUGUUCUCAUGAUGACAGAGAUUUGUUAUUUUUGUUGGUGUCGAUAGUAUUAUUAUCAUUAAUAUAUUUUGUUUUUGUAGUAAUUGCAAUUUUUUUUUUUUUUCUGGAUAGUACAUAUGCAUUGAUAUUGUAUGUGUGUGUGUGUGCAUUAUUAUUGUUAUAAGUGAUCUGUCAAACUUUGUUUCUCAACCAUUUUUCGCUCCCCAACUAUGCACUUGCUGUGGCAGUGUUUAUUGGGUGUGAGAGAGAAAAAAUACUUUGUCAUAAUUGAUCUGGUUAACUAUUUUUUUUAUAGUAAUUUUUGUUUCUCCAGUGAUUCACUUGCUAUGGCUGUGUUUAUCAGGAGCCAUUGUACACCAUAGUAUUCUUUGCCAAGCCUUUUUGUUUGAAGAAACCUGUGAUAGGAUGGAUUAAUUUCCUUGUUUGAGCAGUAUUGUUUUCUUUAGUCAGUGUUUACCAUUCUUGUCUAUUUACAUAUUGCAAGUUUUAUCUUCAUCACAGAGUCCUAUUUUUCUGUUAAUUUCUCUCGUUAGAUUCCGUUGCCUCGUUUGACAAUCGGUGGUCUCUCUCCUUUGCAUUUGUUUCUCAAUCACAAACGCCAUCAAAUCAAAGAUGUUCAACCGUCGUCGUAAUAGGCCUUCCAUUUUCCCCCGAAUGCGCGUAAGGAUUAUUUUUCCAAGGGGCUAUUUAGAUACUAUUGAUGUUGUUUAUGAAGCCUUCUGAUAUUUUUGUGUUUCUGGAGGUGCAGAUUUAUUUCUAGUCUAGAAUCGUAAAUAUGAUCAAUUUUAGCAGCACAUGGUCCACAUUCUGGUACCAUAGGAGCUGCCAUUUGUGAGAUUUGACAGUAUAUCUGUCUGUCUAUCUCUACACACACACACACACACACACACACACACACACACACACACACACACACACACACACACACACACACACACACACACACACGCACACACGCACACACAUGCAUAUACACAUGUGUGCACAAAUAUAUAUAUAUUUGUGUAUGUAUAUAUUUGUGUAUGUGCAUAUAUCUGUAUACAUGUAUGUAUGAGAUUCAUGUCAAACAAACUGCACAUAGAACAAUGAAGGAAAGAACAAGGAAACAUUAGAAUGUGCCAAAACCCUUUUCACGGUUUUGCUUCUUCAGGGCAUGAGGAAGCAAUGAGAUGAAAACGUUUCAGUAUAUUCAUAUUUCUUGUUCUUCCCUUCGUUGUUCUAUUUGCCACAUGUAUUUAUGUAUGUAUGUAUGUAUAUAUACAUGUGUAUAUGUAAACAUGUACCUCUAUAUAUGUAGGUUUAAUUAUAUAUACAUGUAUGUAGGUAUGCAUGUAAACAUGUAUGCAGGUAUAUGUGUAUACAUUUACAUAGGUAUAUAUGUAUAAAUGUAUGUAGGUAUACAUGUAUACAUGUAUGUAGGUGUACAUUAACCCCUUGGUGCCGGGUGACACCGAUCGGCGUGUAAACAAAGAGCUCAAAAGCUGGCGUGCAGCCGAACGAGCCGGCGGCACGCCAAAGCACAGCGAGCCAGUGAUUCGGGCUCAAAGUCGGCGCGCCGCCUUUGUUUAAGCGUAAGAGUUUUUUUUUCUUUUGUACACCUGGUGCCAUUGGGUUAAUAUAUGUGUGUAGGUAUAUACAGUGAUGGGCAUUUGGUACAUCGAUACUUGAAAAUCAGUUAAAGUGAUUCUGAUAUAUUGAGUCUUCGUAAAUAGUUAAAAGCAAUACUGAUACAAAUACAUGUAUCGGUGAUAUGUCAUUCGAAAAGAAAAAAAAAUCCCACUUGAUAUGUAGAUAUUUUAUUUGGUUGCAUGGAGAUUUGCAAAAGAUUACGAGUGCAAAAAAUGUUUUUCAGACUUGUGUAUCGUGUGUGGAUAUUUUCAUGUAAUGUAGAAUAUUAUGAAAUUUCAAUAGAAAAAAAAACAAAAAAACACUGAUGACGUCUACAACACAUUAACAAUAGUCACACUUGCAACUGACAGGUGCAUUCAUAACACUCAAUGCAUAAAUUAAAGAGUAUGAAAAGCCAUUCAUUUAUGACAUUUAUGAUGUAAAUAAACUUGCUUUGUAUUGUGGAUGAUGGAAGGCUAAUUGUGAAUUUCUGCCAAAAAAAUUAACUGCUAUAUGACAGCCAGAGUUUGUCUGUUAUUCAUUCUGAAAAUGCUAAUCUAGUUGCCUUCUCUUUUAACCCAUUGCCGACGGGCAUGCCAUGCCAUGCCCACUGUGAGAUUACUUGUUGGAUUGUUUUCACACAUAGAUGGCAACACUUGUACUAAAUCACCAAUGAGCCAGUUACGAGUACCGCCUGUCUCACCUGUUCACCCUUUUCUUUGAGUCACAAAAUAUUUUAUGUUAUUUUAUUUUGUUGUUACUAAUGUUAGAAAGAUUAUUAUAAUUAUAAUGAUUAUAAUAAAAAUAGCACCAUCGAUAUUCCUGGCACUAGUGAAAAAUACGUUUUUCCCGCGAUUUCAAAUCAGGCACUAACAGAGCCAUCCAUGGGCAAACAUUUCACCCAAAAAUAUAGAAAAUAGGCACAGCAUUUUCCCCAUUUUUUUUGUUCAUUUUCCCCGGUGGCAAUGGGUUAAAUAAAAAAUGAAAAUAAAAAAACAAUUUGGACCAUGUCCUAGUUUAUUUUCUGCUGAACAUGGAACACCUAAACAACAACUAAUUAUUACAGGUAUAAUUUUGCAAUUCGUGAAUAUAAACUUUGAUUUCAAACUCGUAAUGUAAGUGUAUUACUGGACCAAUGUAUCAAUUUUUUUUUUUUCAAAA
Molecule: messenger RNA, 3702 nt
Organism: Penaeus indicus
Lineage: Eukaryota; Metazoa; Arthropoda; Malacostraca; Decapoda; Penaeidae
Exons: 6
Coding region: 55-918 (287 amino acids)
Source: RefSeq, a predicted model, not a curated record